CCUGGCUGGCCGCGCGGCGGCGGAUACUGUUGCUGCUGAUGCUAAUGUUUGCCCCGAUGCUCCCCGGGUGUUGUUGUCCGUGGUCGGGCGAGAGCGCGGGAGAUGCCAUGUGCAUAUUGCAGGUGGGUUUUGAUGGGGGAGGGGGGCAGGCGGGGAAGACUCCCGCGCACCCACACCCACCCUUCUUGCCGGGGGAUGCUGGGCUCUGGAGGAGGGGAAGUGGUCCCGAUCGAGUUGCUCUGGGCUCGAAGAUUCGAUGGCACUGCGGGUGUGCUUGGUGCUCUGUAGAAGACUGGGUAUGCUCUCUACAGACGGCUUUCUAUCCGGCUAUAGGCUGCGGCGCUUGGUAGGGUUGAGAUGCUCGUGGGAGGUGUGUAGUUCCUUGGACGAGUGGAUGCGGUAUCGAGUCAAGUGAGCUUUGAACUGGUCAGACUCGGAUGACUUGCCCACUACUCAACUACGUAUCGAGUAGAAUCUACUAUACCGACAGAGUACUCUUUGGAUAGCUAUGA
Aplosporella prunicola CBS 121167 is the source of this 512-nucleotide messenger RNA. RefSeq lists its product as uncharacterized. NCBI's taxonomy places the organism in Eukaryota, Fungi, Ascomycota, Dothideomycetes, Botryosphaeriales, Aplosporellaceae. Bases 39 to 350 code for a protein of 103 amino acids. The transcript has a single exon. The record is from RefSeq and is a predicted model, not a curated record.